Molecule: messenger RNA, 1628 nt
Organism: Rhododendron vialii
Lineage: Eukaryota; Viridiplantae; Streptophyta; Magnoliopsida; Ericales; Ericaceae
Product: meiotic recombination protein SPO11-2
Exons: 11
Coding region: 146-1294 (382 amino acids)
Biological process (GO): meiotic DNA double-strand break processing; reciprocal meiotic recombination; meiotic DNA double-strand break formation
Cellular component (GO): nuclear chromosome
Molecular function (GO): DNA binding; DNA topoisomerase type II (double strand cut, ATP-hydrolyzing) activity; ATP binding
Source: RefSeq, a predicted model, not a curated record
UCAAUUAUUAUUCUCAUUUCAUUAUCUAUCUCUUCUCAAUUAGGUCAAAUCGCUUACAUAAAAUUCAAACCUCUCGUUUGCGCGCCAAACACCUGCAAUUUCCAGUAACAAGGAGUCGUUGAGAGAAAAACGAACAAACAAACCGAUGGGUGGUCUCUGCAAAUCCUCGAUAAUGUUCUUCUCCGAUCAGCACCUCUGCUUCGCCGACAUCCUCCCUCCCCCUGAGGUCCGAGCUAGGAUUGAAGUAGCCGUGCUUAACUUCCUGAAGAUAUUGAAUUCUCCGACUCCGGCAAUCUCAGAUCUCUCCCUGAUCGAUAGAAGAUCGAGUAACAGCAAAGUGAGUCGAGGAUUGUUGACUGACGUUUCGUGGAUUUUUCUCUCUCACUCGUUUUGCACGAGGUCUUUGAUGAGAGCUAACACUGCGAAAGCUUUCAUUAGAGUCUGGAAGGUAAUGGAGAUGUGCUACCAGGUUCUGGUUCAGGAAAAGAGACUGACUCAGAGAGAACUAUUCUACAAGUUGCUUUGUGGUUCACCUGACUAUUUCACUUCCCAAUUACAGGUCAACAGGACAAUCCAAGAUGUGGUAGCAUUGCUUCGUUGCAGCCGUUAUAGUCUUGGAAUCAUGGCGUCUAGUAGAGGAGCCGUUGCUGGCCGCCUGUUGCUGCAGGAGCCAAACCAAGAAGUUGUGGACUGUUCUGCUUGUGGAUCUUCUGGAUAUGCUAUAUCUGGUGACCUGAAUUUGUUGGAGAAAUUAGUCAUGAAAACCGAUGCACGUUACAUUAUUGUGGUCGAGAAGCAUGCCAUAUUCCAGCGGCUAGCUGAGGACUGCAUAUAUAAUCAAAUCCCAAGCAUUCUCAUCACAGCCAAAGGAUAUCCAGAUAUUGCCACAAGGUUUCUCCUACAUCGAAUAAGCAGGACUUUUCCAGACUUACCUAUAUUUGGGCUGGUUGAUUGGAAUCCAGCAGGAUUAGCAAUUCUCUGCACCUUCAAGUUUGGAAGCAUAGGAAUGGGCCUAGAGGCAUACAGAUAUGCUUGCAAUGUCAAGUGGCUGGGAGUGCGAAAAGAUGAUCUAGAACACUUACCAGAACAAUCUUUCAUCCAACUGAAACCAAGGGACCUACAAAUAGCCAAAAGCAUGGCGUCCUCUGAGAUUUUACCGGAUAAUUACAAGGAAGAGUUGGCUGUGAUGGUGGAGAGUGGAAAGACAGCAGAAAUUGAAGCACUCUACUUCCAUGGAUACGAUUUCUUGGGGAGGUACAUAGCAAAGAAAAUUGUACAAGCCAAUUACAUAUAGUUGAAAACACGAACAGAGAAAGCAAAAGUAAACACAAUUAGAAGGAAAGAUGCAAGUGAAGUAGAUUUUUUGCUAAGAGUUCCAUGUGACAGAGAGAGGAUCAGUGCAGAGAAAGGAACUUGUUAUUGCCGCAGGAUCAAUGGUUUUGGUUACCCUCGUAUUCAUCGUAGAAGGGAUUAAUAAUAGGAUCCAUCAUUCUAUUGUUCGCUUGAAGUAUGAAAUUUUCGGGGUAAUCACAGCAGCUAUUGUAGUUGGCCGAAUUAUGCCCGCCCAUGAAUUGCACCUACAUUACUGCUAAACACCAAGUAUGAAGUCACUAUGGCUGGCACAGCUC